Messenger RNA from Zootoca vivipara (common lizard), 5028 nucleotides. The record is from RefSeq and is a predicted model, not a curated record. Lineage: Eukaryota; Metazoa; Chordata; Lepidosauria; Squamata; Lacertidae.
GGCGCUGAACUGAAUUGCGCGUGACAGGCAGCGGGGCCCCGAGCAAGAGGGAGGGGAAGGAGGCUGGGAACUUUCGUUACUCCACUUGGAGGGAAGCUCAAGCGGCGGCGGCAGCAGCAGCAGCAACAACCACCGCAAUAGUAGCAGCCGCGCGGGGGACGCGCGGGAGGGAAGUGGGCGAGCCAUGGACCUGCGAAAGGUGAGCGAGCUGCGGGCCUUCGUGAAACUCUGCAAGGAGAACCCGGCCAUCCUGCACAGCGACGACCUGCGCUUCUUCCGCGACUGGGUGGAGGGUAUGGGAGGUAAAAUACCACCAGCUCCAUGCAACACUUCUGAGGAAGGAGCUGCGGAAGGAGCUGCAGAAGGAACACACGAGGCAAAAGCAGAAGAAAAGAAGCCAGAGGAACCGCCAAAGCCAUCAGAACCCGAGAGUGAAGAGAGUGAUGUGGAAAUUGAUAAUGAAGGAGUGAUUGAACCAGACAGUGAUGAACCUCAAGAAAUGGGAGAUGAAACUCUUGAGGUAACGGAAGAGAUGAUGGACCAGGCGAAUGAAAAAAAGAUGGAAGCUAUUAAUGCACUAGGUGAAGGUGAACUUCAGAAAGCCAUUGAUUUGUUCACAGAAGCCAUCAAGUUGAAUCCACAACUGGCUAUCUUGUAUGCCAAACGAGCCAGUGUCUUUGUGAAAAUGCAGAAGCCAAAUGCUGCCAUCAGAGAUUGUGACAGAGCCAUUCAGAUUAACCCUGAUUCAGCACAGCCUUACAAAUGGCGAGGGAAAGCCCACAGGCUGUUGGGUCACUGGGAGGAGUCUGCACAUGACCUGGCAUUAGCUUGUAAACUGGAUUAUGAUGAAGAUGCUAGUGCCAUGCUGAAGGAAGUGCAGCCCAAAGCUCAGAAGAUUGCGGAACACAGAAGAAAAUAUGAACGAAAGCGUGAAGAAAAAGAAAUCAGGGAAAGGAUGGAAAGAGUAAAGAAAGCUCGAGAAGAACAUGAGAGAGCUCAAAGGGAGGAAGAGGCUCGACGACAAACUGGAGGACCUCAGUUUAGUGGCUUCCCAGGUAUGUGUUCAUUUCAAAGCAUGAAUAGCAACAGAGAAAUGCUAUGGGUCAUAGCAUUUUGUUUAACUUGCUACUAGGGCAAAAGAAAAGCUGUACUUAUGUAAGUUUGGUUUUUCAAACAAGAAGGAAAGUUGUUUGGCUGCUGGAAGGGAAUAUCUGUAUGUGAAGGGAACACAUAACUACUCAUAGGAACAAAACACUCACUGUAGUGGCCUAGGAGACCAUGAAAGUGACUUGGGGCUAGAAAAGAGGGAGAUGUUAUUGAGACCUGAAGAGCCUCACCCAUAUCAUCCUGUUCCCACACUCUGUCACUCCUUUGCAACCAAAGAGAGAGCCUUUCUGGACAUGGCAUGCCAUCUGUAGGCACCUCCCCAGAAAGGCUCACCUCACUGCUUUUAGGGACCAGAGAACCUCUUUUUAUUCUUUUUGUAUUUUAGGUAUUUUAAAGUCUUAACUGCUUGCUGUUUUUAAACUGCUGGUUGUUUUUUAUGUGGUUGAUUGUUUCUUAAUCCUUUAUUUUAUGAACUGCCCUGGAACCAAAUCUAAUGAAGGGUGAUAAACAAACUUGCUAACAGCAAAUCUUAGAAAUCAUGUACACUGCAGAAUUGCUUGCCCAUACAGCCUCCUCUCUUGUGUUUUGCUUUAUUGGUAAGAUCGUACAGAGUAUGUACAACUUGCUGUGCUGAAGUAAUCCUUCACAUACAAUUUGCUAAAGAGGCCAUGAUAAUACAUUCCUCUGUUUAUGAAAAGACAAAGCCUUGAAGUAGCAUAACUAUUUCAUAGGUAACCUCCAGCUGAAAGUGACUGUAUUUGGACCCGGAGGACUAAGUGGGUAUUAGAACACAGAAUAAAGUCUUGAUAUUUGUUCAAGAAAAGUUUUAGUUCCCUUGCUCUCCUGGCUAUAGGAGGCUUCCAAAGAAUGGUAAUAUGUAAGGAUGUAACACAUAUGUGAAAGCAGGGUAUGCUUUGCUGUAGGGUUUGUACCCACAGGUGCCAUGGAGCCCCCAAAGGCCUUCAUUGGCACCUGCCGGCACCAUGCUGCCUGUGAGAGCUGGGUUGGUUUCCCUUGAUAUUUUUUUGGGGGGGGGGGUUGUAGAGGAUUUUUUAAUGGCAGAGCAGUUGCUUCAGCUGGAAAGGCUGCUUCCUUGCAUUCUGGUUAGUUUGGCAGGAUGUUUAAGCAGUGGGUUAGGAAGUGGCAGGGAUGGCCCAUCCUGUUUGUUUGCUUGUUGCCCACCAGCUAGGUGGAACUGGCAGCAGGCACUUGUUGCUUGUUCACCCCAUGUAGGGCCUCCAUCUGUGUGUGUGAUUAAGAAAGAUGCACUUUGGAGAGAGAGAAGAGGUAUGUGUGACAGAGAAGGAAGCAGAUGUAUGUAUGUAGUGCAGUCUCUAAGGGUGGGAGGGCAGGAAGUACGAAUGUGUAGUCUCAGAAAGAGGAAUGGAUGCACUUGGACAGAGAGAGGGAGAGAGAUGUGUUUGACUGGGCAUAUGUGUGUACAAGAGAGAUUUAUGGGUAUAUGUGGUCUAUUUGGGUGCUCUGUGCAUGCACGUGCAUAAAAGUGUGUGUGAUGUGACCACUUUGUAUAUUUUUCCUUGUACUGCAAAAUGCUCCUCAUUACUAGACAGCAACAUCACUGGUUUGUGCAUGGGUAUUCAAUAUAGUGUGCCUUCUACAAUCAGAUCUAGCAGGACAUAGCUGACUUCCCAUGGUAAGCAUGAGAUUGUCCAGGGGGUUGGGGAGAAAGCAGCAAUGACUGUACUCACUCUAAUUUUUUUGUUAUGCCACACCCCUCAUGACAACCAUUUUGCAUUAUGCCACACACCAUGCGGUAGCCAUUUUGUGACUAGCAUCCAUGACACUUUCUCAAAAUGUGCCCUCUGGUCCAGAAAGAUUGUUUAUCCCUGCUCCAAGUCUAUGUUUUACAUUUGCAGGUUUUCCUGGAGGCAUGCCUGGGGGCAUGCCUGGAAUGGGGGGCAUGCCUGGAAUGGGGGGCAUGCCUGGUCUUAAUGAAAUUCUCAGUGACCCUGAAGUUCUUGCAGCCAUGCAGGAUCCAGAAGUCAUGGCAGCUUUCCAGGAUGUUGCACAGAACCCAGCAAACAUGUCAAAGUACCAGAAUAACCCCAAAGUCAUGAAUCUCAUUGGCAAACUAUCAGCCAAAUUUGGAAAUCAACCCUAAAAUCCCCUUCCAUUGCAAGAGGUGGGGGAUGUUGCAAUAACACAAACCAUUGUACCUCUAAUUCUCCGAAGAGAAUUAGGGUGCUCUGGGUAGAAUCCCUUUUCCUCCUCCCUCCAUGCUUCAGAAAUGGCAGUCAGUUUGAUUGUAUUCAGGUUUUAUUUCAAAAAAAUACAUUUCCCCCUCUCAGCACCUUUGCCCAGGAGUUUGUCUUACUCAACAGUAGUGCAGUUUCUUUUAAAUUUUUAAUAAUUGUAAUCUUCCAGUAGAUUGUACCAAAAUGUGUUGGGUGGGUGGGAGGCUAUUUUUGGAGGGGCGUGUGGUUAUUUUUUUUUUUAAGUAAUAGCGUUGGGUUUCUGCUUCCCAGUAACUGAACUCCUUUGUAAGAGCUUGUAACAAUUCUUAAGUUCUAACAUAAGUGAAGAUCAGUAUUUUUUAUUUUAACUGAAAGAAAUAAUACACAAUUAAUAUUCUUUUUUUUAUAUUCACAAGGGUGACUUAAAUAGUUGCAGUCAGAUUCUUCACAGAUCAGAUCCCUGCAGCAGUGGGUUAGGCUUUUAAUAUGUUGGUUACAAAUGCUGUUGAGGUUGGACUACUUAUACAAUCAAUGUUGAGCCGAUUAACUUGUUAAUUGUCUCUGUCAAGUUGUGUAGGGGGCAAAUGUUUUUAUUAACAUUAGUCAGCUGAAUAACUUCAAAAGGUAGGAGCCUUUCUGUAACUACUGAACAUUAUUCUUGGUUUAAUUUCCUAAUAUUGUAGGAGGAAAACAAAUUGGUUGCAUUCAUUCUUUAAAUAAUUCAGAAUGAAUAUAUACAGCAUAGAUCUUAAGAUUGGUGAAGUUCUGGAUUCUCAUUUCAUGGAAGCUCUAAUUACAUAUCUUUUGCCAGAACCUUAUAUCUUUUGCAGCUGAGUACUUCCCCAUUUCCAUAUAUCCUAGUUAGAGUAUCAAAUACUGAUUUUUAUAGGGCGGGGUUUGUUUGUCACACUAUCAUAUUGAUACUUGUGGGGCUUGAGUUUGAAAGGAAGGAGAGAAGGAAGAUCUUUGUUGGAAUGGCAAAUCUUCAGUAUAAUUACAGCAUGUGUAUUCAUUGGACACUUUGCUGAAAUGUUCAUUGAUAACUAAUACAAUUAAAUCUGUUAUUUUCUGUCUACUAAAAUUUUGAUUCCUGCUCUUAAUGUUGGAAACUUUGUUAUAAUUACGUCUGGGUCUCUUCUAGGGCUUUUGAAUGUUUCCUGUUCUGUGCUCUUGUAAUUUUGUCUGAACCCAUAAGUGAUGUAUGCUUUCUGUUUGUUUAAAUCUGAACAGAUUUAGGAACUCACUUCUAAAAAUAAACUCCAGAAAGUUUUUUCCCUUCAUACAAUAAUAAUCUCAUUGAAUGAAAAAAGAUGAAUUCAUUUUUGCUUAAGAAUUAGUUCUGAAAAUACUUCUAGUUGCCUUUCAAAACAAUAAAGACUGGUUUUGAAUAAACUUUUUUGUUAAUUAUUGCAUGUGGUGCUUAUAUAAGUCUUAAAACAAAUUCAUGGGAAGCUAUUCCAAGUUUAAAGUUGGAGGGGUUAUUAUCUGUCUAUUAUUGUCCAUUCUGGGUUGCUCAAACAUUGGUGCUGUCUUUUCUUUUAGCAGAUCAAGAUGAUCAGGUGACAGCAAAAACUGCAAUGUUUUUAGUGGGGGCAAUUAGAAUAAGAUGUAAAUCCCCGAAAUGUAUUUUCUAUAGUUAAGUUUUUACCUCUAUCUUCAGUACAGUUUUUAUUUUAAUUUUAGUGCUAUGGCUAGUGGAUGAUGCAAAUAAAGAUUCUUCUGAUUC